AGGACCCCACCUGGGAGAUGACUGCCAUGGUCUUCUUCAUUGAGAUACUGGAGCGCUCUGACUCUGAGGACGAGGUGGACCGUGCCCUCGGGAUCUUGGACAUGUAUCUGCGGAGCCAGUGCCUGGGGAUGCCCAGCCUGGUGCUCAGGGCUAUCCUCAGGCUCACCGAGAGGCCUGACACGGCAAGGAAAACCCUCAUCCUGCUGCCACUUGUCAUGGAGCGGCUGCAGGAUGAUGACGACGCCACCAGCGACGCAGCCCUGCACGUGCUUGCCAACAUGCUGCGGCUGCUGGAGGGGAAGACGCUGAGCCUCACCGCCCUGGAGCUGGCUGCCAAGCUCUGGCCACUCUUUGGCUGCGUGUCGGACACUGUGCGGGAGCUCUCCAUCCAUCUCUUCCGAGAUGUGAUGGGGCUUGUGGCAGGCAAAGAAAAGAAGAAGAUGAAGAAUGAAGUGCAGAACAGCCUGCUGCCCCUGCUCUUUCACCUGCAUGAUGAGAGCAAGAGUGUGGCCAAGGCCUCCCAAGAAGCUCUCCGCAGCGCUGGCCGCUUCCUCAACUGGAGGAGGCUGGCACAGCUGGCUGGGACUGAGCAGGCAUGGAGGAUCCGCGAGCGCUUGCUGGCAAAGAACAGGAGCAGGACCAAGGACUACCUGCACCAGAGCCAGCGCUACCUGCAGAACCCACAGGUGGCUCUGCGCCUGGAGGCUGUGAGGUUCAUCGGGCUCAUUGGACGGCAAGUGGACAGGCAGGAAGAUGUGGAGCAUGUCAGAGAGGUCCUUCGACAAACACGGACAGAUGGCAGCCUCCCUGUCUCCUCCCUGCUGGCUCAGACCAUGCUUCUGCUCAAUCAAAGAAGUGGCACCGAGGUGGAGUUUCCAACAGCUGAGCUUACAGCUGCAGAGGGCAUGGAGAAGGUUAACACUCGGUGCCCAGCAAUGACUGAGCAGCCAGGUGAUGGAAGAUAAACAGGAAGAGAAGGGUAAUGUCUUGAGUUUCCAUUUGGAAGUACUGAACACUGCUUUCGAGGGGAAUUCCUUCCCUUCUCCCCCCUGCUCCCUUCUCCCCCCAUGUAAGGGGUUAACGCUCCUGGGGGGGGUGGUCUUGACCUUGACCCCAGGUCAUCCUGGCUCCUCCCCAGCAGAGGGUCUGAAGGUGACUCCAGGUAUAGUGGUUAGCCCACGCCCUGUCUAGCCCCCUGUAAAAACACAGAAACUUCCUGUUUGUCUCAGCCGCCUGCCUGUUCGCUACCACCUUGCUGCUGCUGCUCCUGUCUUCCACGUGCUGGGCAAAUCCUGAAGCUCGACCUCCGUCCGUCGCUAUCAGUCUGGUUGUGUGUGUGUGUGUGUAUAUAUGUUGUAUCUUGCUUUGUUUUCCCCUUCCCUAUACCUCUUUGUAUCUCCCCUACCUUACCUCUACCUUCUGUUUAUUAUUAAAUAAUAAUAGUCUCUUGAAGUGAGACUAUUUA
Molecule: messenger RNA, 1465 nt
Organism: Pogoniulus pusillus (Red-fronted tinkerbird)
Lineage: Eukaryota; Metazoa; Chordata; Aves; Piciformes; Lybiidae
Product: maestro heat-like repeat-containing protein family member 7
Exons: 8
Coding region: 18-965 (315 amino acids)
Cellular component (GO): cytoplasm
Source: RefSeq, a predicted model, not a curated record